Messenger RNA from Otolemur garnettii (small-eared galago), 342 nucleotides. Its product is annotated as insulin growth factor-like family member 3. NCBI's taxonomy places the organism in Eukaryota, Metazoa, Chordata, Mammalia, Primates, Galagidae. Bases 1 to 342 code for a protein of 113 amino acids. Gene Ontology annotation, molecular function: signaling receptor binding. The record is from RefSeq and is a predicted model, not a curated record. The transcript is spliced from 3 exons.
AUGCUGCACCAGCUUCUUAUCUGCUGCAUGACCAUCUUCAUCCUCUGGUGGUCAAGAGGAACCACAGAUGCUCCUAUCAGCUCAGGACUGUGGCUGUGCCAGCCAGCGCCCAGGUGUGGGGACCGAUUCUACAACCCCCAGGAGCAGUGCUGUAACGAUGACACCAUCCUGCCCCUGAACCGGACUAAUCUCUGUGGACCCAACUGCACCUUUUGGCCCUGCUUUGAGCUCUGCUGCCCGGAGUCCUUUGGCCCCCCCCAAAAGUUUGUUGUGAAGUUGAAAGUUCUGGGUGGGAAGUCCCAGUGCCCCUCCGCCCCCAUCUCCCGGAUCUGUCCCAGUUAA